CACUGUAUGUGGCUUUGUGGAAUGCCGGUCUUUAUUAUAGAAAUAUUACAGUUGAUUACAAUAGUUUUACUAUUGCAAUUGUUGCUGCAAGGGUUAGACUCUCUGUUGGGUGCAAAGCUUUUUUUCAUUGGAUAAUAAAUCAUGGUAACUUUGUCUGUUCAUUGGAGAUAACCCUUGAAAAGACAGCGCAUGCAUGAAGACACAUUUUCCUGUUUAGCUGCUACAGAUAAGUAAUUACGGAAUUCGGGAUACGUUGAAUGUAUGGAAAUAAAAUGGAAUGAAUCACAGAAAAAUUGUGUUGUAAUUCUUAUGUUCAAUGAAUGACGUAUCCACAUGACUACUGUCACAACCCAGUUCAAAGGUUGGACAACCUUUAAGGGGGCACAGCACAUGAGAGAACAGUCUUUCUAUUGAUUUAAGAUCAACAAAUAUUAAUGACUGUGGGCGUCUGUGGUAUCUGUGGUGUUUACAUUUACAUUUAGGGGAUUUAACCUGUUGAGGACAACCAUCUUGGUGCCGGGAUCUGUUAGCAGAGACAUUAGUGUUUGUGUUUAUGUGUGUGUGUAUGUGUGUGAUUGCAGGACUGUUUGCCCUGCUGUUGAUAGUGCUAGAGUGGACCCAACCCUGCCUGCCUUCCCCUCUGAGACCCAUCUGCGACCUGAGGGUCCUCAACCACUUCAUCAAGGAGGCCAGAGACGCAGAGACUGCAAUGCGGUCGUGUUUGGAAGGAUGCAGUCUCUCCGAGUCCGUCACUGUUCCCCAAACCAGAGUCGACUUUGAAAUCUGGGAGAGGAAAACUGCAGAGGUCCAAGCACAGGAGGUGCAGUCGGGCCUGUGGCUGUUGCACCAGGCCCUGAGUCUGCUGCAGAGCUCCGUCACCAACACAGCGCUGCAGAGCCACUUAGACAACAGCCUCCGGAACCUGCUCAGCACCAACGCCGUGCUGCGCAGCCUCAACUUCCAGGAGUACGUCCCUACAGACAGUGGCCUGGACGGGGAAGAUACAUGGCGGGUAUCCACGGCCACAGAACUUCUUCAAGUGUACGUCAACUUCCUGCGUGGCAAGUUGCACCUCCUCCUGUCAGGUGCACAGGCAUGCCAGCAAGACGUCAGCUGAUUGGCCAAGAAACUGGACAGAGUUUUUUUUUCCUUUAAUUGUAUAUUUAUUGUAUUCAACACUUUUUGACCACCCUACCACCGCGCUUAUUGGACAUAACGGAAAGUGGCAAAUUAUGUAUCCGCCACGUACCAAAGAAACGGACGACUUUGGGCGGAGGCUGAGAGCCAAAAUGGCGGCCCUUACUUCUUCUAAGACUGCACCUUGGAAUGUGAAGACGUGGCGUCUGGACAUGUGGGGGGGAGGGGGGGGAAUGGGGCAGCACACAUAGACUAAGGCAGAUGCAUUGCACUGCUUCAAAAGCUUUCCAAUCAGCACUCUUCAAGCACUUUGUGUGUGUGUAUGUGUGUGUAUACUUGUUGUGUGACGACCGCUCGUUUCAAUUUGUGUUUGUAAAAAGUGUGUUUGUACACGUACGUGUGUGUGUGUGUAUGUGUGUGUGUGUGUGUGUGUAUGGGUAUGUGUGUACGUGCGUGCGUUGGUGUUUUCUGUCAAUUUGACCCUUGAACCCACCUCUUCUGAUUGUAUGGUGGACUCACAGCAGUGGACAAUGCGAGGCAGUGGACCACCCAGAGAGUAUAGUUUGCACCUGGAAAACGGCAGAACGAUAAGUUUGCAACAUCCUUUUUCCCAUCGCCACUUCAGAGAAGGCCGGGUGGAGUGUUGCCCUGAUUUUUAUCCUUAGCCUCACCAGAACACAAUGAUGUUAUUCUACAGUAAAUAUUUUAAUAUAUAUUUGUAAUUGUUCUGCAACAGAUUAUUUAUAAAGAUUUUUAUUUCUGCCUUUUUAGAGCUGCAGUCACUGUUGAAUGUACUUUUUUACACUCUCGCCUUUUAGGUGUGUUGGGGGGGUUCCUCGAGCCCCCUGUUGCUGGCUAGAGCUUCAAGCUCACCCGUAGAGGUGUCCGUCACACCCAGAUCAUCUUGAACAUGUAUCUUUAUGGGUAGAGAUGCCUAGCGUUGUCUUUUUAAAGUUUUAUACUCGCUACUCUCCAGAAGUAAAGAAACAUUCAGACAAUUAAUUAAUUAAAAAAGAAAAAGUG
Gadus macrocephalus (Pacific cod) is the source of this 2160-nucleotide messenger RNA. It is a transcript of the gene epoa, whose product is annotated as erythropoietin a. The record is from RefSeq and is a predicted model, not a curated record. NCBI's taxonomy places the organism in Eukaryota, Metazoa, Chordata, Actinopteri, Gadiformes, Gadidae. Gene Ontology annotation, biological process: nucleate erythrocyte development. Gene Ontology annotation, cellular component: extracellular region. Gene Ontology annotation, molecular function: hormone activity; erythropoietin receptor binding; cytokine activity. The transcript has 4 exons. The coding region runs from base 554 to 1117 and encodes 187 amino acids.